UCUAUGGCCCUUGUUUACAUUCGAGCACCCAGGGCGCUAGCGCCACUGGGUAUAAAAGGAGAGUCGUUUCCUCCCUCAGCAGCUCUAUUUCCUCUGUGUUUGUUUCAUCAUCAUUCAAACUGAUUCCAGUGAGAUAUUAAGGUACCAUCAACAAGCACACAUUAUGACCCCAGCAGCAUUGACGGAGCACCAGGCGGUGCUCACCCAGACACAGCCAGCGGAGCUGUUAUCACACACGCACGCCGGUGCGUGUGCGCACCACGAGAUCAAGCUCGCCAACGAGCUGCCCGUCGAGGGCUUCAGACUCGCCACGUACACCAGCGACUCGGACGUGGAUGCCUUGCCGAUGAACUGGGGAGCAGCAGACCCGAUGGCCAGAGGCCCCGUGGUGUGCUCCUGGUACAAGGACGGGAUGGCCAAGCACAACGCCAUCGGUGCGCACGCUGGUCCUUACUCCGUGUACCACGCGUUGGCCGUUGGCUCCAAGCAGCUGGACCCGAGCUACGUUGCGGACUACACGAACGCUGAGCCUGCCUUCAAGGUGAAGGAGCAGAAGCAGUGGGGCGACAGCGACAAGAUCGUCUCCAUGGACCCCUUUGGCCACUUGGUUCCGUGGUUGUUUGCCGACGUUGGUGCUAAGAACAACGUUGACAUCAGACCAACGAUCUCCAUCACCAAGGCCCACAUGCAGAUGGCUGAGAUGAAGGAGGCCGUUGAAAAGGGAAGACUGAGGGUUGAUGGUGACGUUGUCAUCAACUCCAACGGUGACUUGAACGUCCAGAAGAUUGCCGUCGAGCCUGUCUGGUACUUGCCAGGUGUUGCUGAGAGAUUCGGCAUCACAGAGGCUGAGUUGCGUGAGGCCUUGUUCAAAGACACCAACGGUAUGUACCCAGAGUUGGUGACGAGACCAGACAUCAAGGUGUUCUUGCCUCCUAUCGGUGGCUUGACCGUCUACAUCUUUGGCGACGUUGCAGACCUCUCCAACCCAGAGAAGAAGUUGGCCUUGAGAAUCCAUGACGAGUGUAACGGGUCCGACGUGUUUGGCUCUGACAUCUGCACGUGCCGUCCAUACUUGAUCUUUGGUAUCGAGGAGGCCGUGAAGGAGGCUCAGAACGGUGGUGUGGGCCUUGUUGUCUACUUCAGAAAGGAGGGACGUGCACUUGGUGAAGUCACCAAGUACUUGGUCUACAACGCUAGAAAGAGAGGUGGUGACACCGCAGCAGAGUACUUCCACAGAACUGAGUGCAUUGCCGGUGUCAGGGACAUGAGAUUCCAGCAGUUGAUGCCAGACGUGUUGCACUGGUUGGGGAUCACCAAGAUUGACAGAAUGCUCUCGAUGUCCAACAUGAAGCACGAUGCCAUUGUGGAGCAGGGCAUUCCAAUCAUUGAGAGAAUCCCAAUCCCAGAUGAGUUGAUUCCACCUGAUUCGAGAGUUGAAAUCGAUGCCAAGAUCCAUUCUGGCUACUUCACCACUGGUAAAGUGUUGACGAAGGAUGAAUUGAAGAACACCGUUGGAAGAACAUGGAGCUGAGCUCUGUGUGGAGGGAACUGGCUUCGCCCGCAAGUUUACUGUGAAUAUCGUUAUAUAAACCAUGGCAAAAGAAUAAAAAAAUGGA
Messenger RNA from Williopsis jadinii, 1616 nucleotides. RefSeq lists its product as uncharacterized. The transcript has a single exon. Lineage: Eukaryota; Fungi; Ascomycota; Saccharomycetes; Phaffomycetales; Wickerhamomycetaceae. The record is from RefSeq and is a predicted model, not a curated record. Bases 164 to 1531 code for a protein of 455 amino acids.